GAUGGGACUUCUGUGGUGUGUAAUGAGUCUGUACUUCUAUGGGAUCCUGCAAAGCGAUGCCUCAGAACGCUGCGAUGACUGGGGACUAGAUACCAUGAGGCAGAUCCAAGUGUAUGAAGAUGAACCAGCUCGUAUUAAGUGCCCACUCUUUGAACACUUCUUGAAAUAUAACUACAGCACAGCCCAUUCAGCAGGCCUUACUCUCAUCUGGUAUUGGACAAGGCAGGACCGGGACCUGGAGGAGCCAAUUAACUUCCGCCUCCCUGAGAACCGCAUUAGUAAGGAAAAAGACGUGCUCUGGUUCCGGCCCACGCUUCUCAAUGACACGGGAAACUAUACCUGCAUGUUAAGGAAUACCACCUAUUGCAGCAAAGUUGCAUUUCCUCUGGAAGUGGUUCAAAAAGAUAACUGCUUCAAUUCUCCCAUGAAAUUUCCAGUGCAUAAACUGUAUUUAGAAUAUGGUGUUCAGAAGAUCUCUUGUCCAAACAUAGAUGGAUUUUUUCCUUCUAAUAUCAAACCAAACAUCACUUGGUAUAUGGGCUGUCAUAAAAUACAUAACUUUAAUAAUGUACUACCUGAAGGCAUGAACUUGAGUUUUAUCAUAGCCAUGGUUUCAAAUAAUGGAGAUUACACAUGUGUGGUCACAUAUCCAGAAAAUGGACGUACCUUCACUCUCACCAGAACUCAGACUGUAAAGGUGGUCGGCUCCCCAAACGAUGCAAUGCCUCCCCACAUCUAUUCACCUGAUGAUCAUGUGGUCUACGAGAAAGAACCGGGAGAAGAGCUACUCAUUCCCUGUAAAGUCUAUUUUAGUUACCUGAAGGACUCUCGCAAUGAGAUUUGGUGGACCAUUGAUGGAAAAAAGCCAGAGGACACCACUAUUGACGUAUCUGUUAAUGAAAGUGUAAUUCUGAAAGUAACAGAAGACGAGACAAGAACUCAGCUUUUGAGCAUCAAGAAAGUUACUGCUGAGGAUCUCAAGCGCAAUUAUGUCUGUCAUGCCAGAAAUGCCAAAGGGGAGGUUGACAGAGCAGCCAAUGUGAAACAGAAAGCUCCAAGGUACACAGUGGAACUGGCAUGUGGCUUUGGAGCCACAGUCCUCCUGGUGGUGAUUCUCAUUGUUAUUUACCAUGUUUACUGGCUGGAGAUGGUCUUAUUUUACCGGGCUCAUUUUGGAACAGAUGAAACCAUUUUAGAUGGAAAGGAAUAUGAUAUUUAUGUAUCCUAUGCAAGGAAUGCUGAAGAAGAAGAAUUUGUAUUACUGACCCUCCGUGGAGUCUUGGAGAAUGAAUUUGGAUACAAGCUGUGCAUCUUUGACCGAGACAGUCUGCCUGGGGGAAUUGUCACAGAUGAGACCUUGAGCUUCAUUCAGAAAAGCAGACGCCUCCUGGUUGUCCUAAGCCCCAACUACGUGCUCCAGGGAACCCAAGCCCUCCUGGAGCUCAAGGCUGGCCUAGAAAACAUGGCCUCUCGAGGCAGCAUCAACGUCAUUUUAGUGCAGUACAAAGCUGUGAAGGAAACGAAGGUGAAAGAGUUGAAGAGGGCUAAGACGGUGCUCACGGUCAUUAAAUGGAAAGGGGAGAAAUCCAAGUAUCCACAGGGCAGGUUCUGGAAGCAGCUGCAGGUGGCCAUGCCAGUGAAGAAAAGCCCCAGGUGGUCUAGAAGUUGCGAGCAGGGUCUCACUUAUUCAUCCUUGAAAAAUGUAUGAAAGAGCCAGUGAAUGAUGGAUGAAAAGAUCCAGCAAUACUCCAAGAAAGAAGGAUUCCCCUGCUUUAUUCCCAGUGUGUUGUUCAUGGACAGAAACAAAUUCUAUGGAAGCCUCCCCAUAGAGAUAAAUUCAGGGUUACUGUAGCAGAACUGUUCUGCUUCCUCAGGCAAUACAAAGGCUUAGAUCCACCACUGGUUGCCAGUGCCUGAGGUCACUCCAUUUUUUGCAAGAAUUGGUGAUGCAAAAUUCCCCUUCUGCAUCCUCCAUUCCUGUUCCUGUUCAUAUCUAUUCAUUCACGCUCACUUUCUCUCUCUUUUUGGAAUAAUCUUAAUAUUAUGAGGAAGCCUUUGUUAUUGAUUUAAAGAACCCUUAUAGAUGAGUCAUCUGUUAACAAGGUCAUUAAGAGUUUCAAGUAUAGUUUUCUUUUCUUUUUAUUCAUCCCUUAAAAGACAAUCAGGGCCUAAAUUUAUCUUUGCUAAGGAAAAUUAACUCUUUUGCUCAUCCUACUAUGCUAGACACUCUCACAGCAAGACCAACACCAUUUAUGAUGUUAUAAAGCAGGGUGACUGUAAACGUUCCUUAUGAUUGGCUUAAAGGGCUUUCCCGCAUUGUGUCCUGUCAUCUCCCCCACCACCCCAUGCACUCUAUCUCAGGUAGUUGGUAUCAUAUUUGUCACCUUGAAAACUAUGUAAUAAUAUUUUAUUACAGUAAACUCCCAAUUAUCUGUAGGUUGACCCAUAUCCAUCACUCCAUCUCCCUACCUCCUGCAUUUUGGGUCAGUCAUUCAGAGCAUGCAGGUGGCUCCGCACAUGAUUCAUUGGAGAGGAAGCUUCUCUUACUGGUGCUAAUAUUGUGUAAAAGAAGAGCAAAAAGCUUUCAAGGGCAUUUUCUGUCUUAUAAGAAAAGCACAGAACAGGGUGUUUGUCAAUUUGUCUUUUAAUCUUAGCUUUGCUAAUGUGAAUAUUAGGAAAAUAAUUUCUCUUUACUUGUUUCUGUCUCCCCGUUGUAAAGUGUUCAAGUUAGACUUAGGGACCUUGAGAGUGCUUUUAGCAUUAAUACUCUAAAAGUAUUAACUGGACCCUGAGUAGUUUUCAUAUUUUAUUCACUGAUAAGUUAAUAACACUCACUUCAAACAAGUUAGACUGAAAAGUCACUGUCAACUAAACAUGUUUUAGUUUGUAUAAGUAAAACUUUACUGUUCUUAAGACUUGGAAAAGUAAAAACUAAGUCCAGGGUUUACAGAGUGGUGAAUAUCUAUGUUACAUAUAGAUUUUUUAAAAAUAUAUAUGUAUAUACACACAAAAUUAUAUAUAUAUUGCAUAUAUACACAUGAAUUACAUAUACACACAUACAUACAUGAAUUGUAUAUAUAUACACACACACUACACACACAUAUAUAUGUAUAUAUAUAUAUAUCCACAUAUGACUUUAAAUAGUCAUUGGCACAAUAUUACAAAGUACUGGAACUCUUAUCCAGUUUUUAAAUUAUGUUUUUUACUGUAAUAUUUUUAUGUCACUGUUUUCUGCACAUUAAUAAUAUUUGUGAAUUUACAGCUCCCAGAGUAGUUGUUGUUAACUUCUGCCCUCCCUAAAUUAGUAACAAUAACUUACUACUGCCACAGUUGAUCUGGGUGCAGUGUAGGUCUGUUUUGCACAGAGCUUCCAUGGUCACUGCUAAGCACUAGCCAGCCCUCUAGCAUUAAUGGACCACCUACUAUAUUCUGAGCACACAUACUUAGAAAUUAUGUUAAUCUUAGUGCUCAACUCUUGGAGAGACAAAUCUCUAUUGGACUUUUAAGUAAGAAAGGAAAAGAAAGGAAAAAUACCUAUAAAUGAGCCUGGGUGUCCUAUGAAAAAUAAUAAUUCAUAAUUUAAGGAAAUUCUUAUCUUAGUAGUAUGAAUGUUGAUAAACUAUUCUAAAAUUAUCUCCUAUAUUUGUGUCCUUCUGAUUACUAAAGUCUAUUUAAUAAAUCAUUUUUCUAUGGAGGAGUUUUUAUUUUAAAUAAAACAAAAGCUUCAUGAAUCAUUGACUAUAAAACUAUGGUAUGGGGGUCAUCUUGGAUCUAAUGUUUUUAGCUUAGUUAAUGCUUUUCAUUAUUACAAAGCACAAGUACUCCUUCUAUUAACCCUUUCAUCACAAGACCAGAGGAGAACUGACCCCAGAUAAGAUUUGAAUUUCAAUUCAAGAAUGAGCUUUAGGUAGAUGAGGGACAGCCCCAUUAUCAAGGGGCCAUUCUCUUGCCAAUGCAGCAUCUUUUUGCACUUUUGGAUUUCAUAUUUAUGCUAAAUGAUGUUUGGUACCCCUAGAAACUUCUAGAUAACUUUUGUUCUAUUUACAUUACUGUAUUUGCUACUGAAUGUUUUCAAAUGCUAAAAAUCUAAAGCAACUCAAAUCGAAAUGAUAUCUCAUCCUAAGAUAAUUUUGUUUCAAGAGUUCUUUUUUGUUUGUUUGUUUUAUGAUCCAGCAGCUGCCCAGUACAGAAUAUUUGAGAGAGAAGGAGAAACAUACAUUGGAAAGCAAGGAGAAAUCACUCUCUAAUAUUAAAAACAAAAGUAUCCAAUGUUAAAAAGAAAUCUCAAAGGUUUUAGAUAUAUGGUAUACAGACCUUCUGCACCCAAUUAAACAAACAAACAAACAAAAAGACAUGAUAUAUAGAGUGUCCAAUUACACAACCCUAUAAAAUAAUUUCAUUUUUUAUGCAAUGUAGUUUGGAUGAUUCCCUAGUAUUCUAAUAAACAAGUACUCCAUUGUAU
Bubalus bubalis (water buffalo) is the source of this 4462-nucleotide messenger RNA. It is a transcript of the gene IL1RAP, whose product is annotated as interleukin 1 receptor accessory protein. Gene Ontology annotation, biological process: signal transduction. Gene Ontology annotation, molecular function: interleukin-1 receptor activity; interleukin-1 receptor binding. NCBI's taxonomy places the organism in Eukaryota, Metazoa, Chordata, Mammalia, Artiodactyla, Bovidae. The transcript is spliced from 10 exons. Bases 2 to 1708 code for a protein of 568 amino acids. The record is from RefSeq and is a predicted model, not a curated record.